Messenger RNA from Salvia splendens (bonfire salvia), 1789 nucleotides. RefSeq lists its product as uncharacterized. The transcript has 4 exons. The record is from RefSeq and is a predicted model, not a curated record. Bases 74 to 400 code for a protein of 108 amino acids. NCBI's taxonomy places the organism in Eukaryota, Viridiplantae, Streptophyta, Magnoliopsida, Lamiales, Lamiaceae.
AAUUCUUUCACUAUAUCCUUUCAACGAUGGAUUUAGAUACUGCUUGCAGCAAGAUCCAUAGGCUCUCGUCCUCAUGCAAAUAGAGAAGGAAGACGAGGACAAGCUGGGGCUUGAGGAUAUGUUGCAUAAGUUUCUGCAACUUUAUGCUUCCAGAGUCUUCUCUAAGCUUAGUUAUGCAAAAAAAGGAAACGAGGUUUUGGAACCGGAGAAGUUUCCCGAGACAUUAAUCCAAGUGAAACUGGUGGGAUGUGAUUUUCUUGGUGGUGGAAAUGCCUGCGAGGAACGAGAAAGCUUCAUUUUCCCAUGCCACAUGGUUGCAUCCUUUGAAAUCGUAGAAUUAAUAUCAGGUAGCAUGACAGGUAAAAUCUUUGCAAGUAUAGACCUGCAACUAUAUGAUUGAUUGACGUCAACUUAACUGUGGGGAGAAGAAAUCUUGUUGCUUUGAUACACAUUUUGCUAGGAUUGAGCAUCAAGAAUUUGGCUGGAAAGAUGAACUACUAUAACUUACUCAUUCUAGGGUAGAUCACUGUUUAUUGAAGUACAAUCGCAGUCUUAUCCCACGGCAAAUUGCCUCACAAGAUAUUCCCUUAAAAUCUAGAACUAUAACUCUUGUAGCAUGCUUGCUGAAUUAAUUCUAGAGCAGUCUAAACUGUUUAUUAAAGUAGUCAUGUGAUAUGUCCUGGAAAGCUAGAACUAUAACUCACUUGUAGCAUGUUUGCCAAGUCAAAUCCAUACUGCCUUGUGCCUCAUGUGACAUGCCUCUCUGUUCAUAUUAUGUCUGCUGGAAAUUGUCUGGAAUUCGGUAGGAAGAUGAAAGCAGGGUAGGUUGAUUCAGAUGAUUGUGUAAUUGAGUUUUGUAUUCAUUGUGCAAUCACUUCUCGGAGGCUGCUAGUACUAUUAAAUUUCUAGUCUGAAAUACCUGAGUUAUUGCAAGAUUCAGCCGUUUUUUCAGGCUGAUUAAUUUACUUUGAAGGAUUAGUCAAUUGUGAUUGAAGGGCUUAUGAUAAAUUCUUCACAGAUCAAGAUAGAGCUACCUAAUAUUAAACCAUGAUGUUUGGCUCUAUAGUUGUCUUUCUAUGCUGCUUGAUGUGGAUCUUGCUUCCUUGAAUUUGAGAUAUUUUGCAAGCUGUUGUAUCUAUGAUUUCCUGCUUGCUUCAAUGAGUUUUGAUGACUAGUUGUGAGUAGUUGGUGUUUAUGCAAUGACCAUAUAAAGUGAAUUGGGCUCUGAAUUUAUGCUGGAUUAUAUAUCACUUCAAUUUUAUUUCAAUCUGAAAUUUUCAUUGGUUGAGGCAUAUAGCUUGGUUGGCUAAUGUUAUCCAUUGUAGAUGUGGAUGUUUUGACAUCAUUUUUCUAAUUGCUGAGAUAUUAUAUAUCCUACAUAAGCUAUCUGUGUGUGUGUGUGUGUGUGAAUUCCCAGAUUGAUAGAAUACUAUGCAGGGGUCAUUGAAAAUCAUCCAGCUCUGUGAGAGUGUGUGUGUGUGUGUGAAAUCCCAGUUUGCUAGAGAUUACUAUACAGGGGUCAUAUGAAAUCUCUCUAUCUGUCUGUCUGUCUGUCUCUCAACAUUGUUGCUGAGAUUGUAAGAGGGUGCUGCGGGCAGUACAGGAAAAUGUGCCAAGAAACUAGGUUUAGACACAGCAGCCUUGAUAUGCUACAAGCCAAAGCAAAGGCGCACUACUUUAUUUCUCUGCCUUCAAGUCGUUAAAUUCUGACCCGUUUUUUGUACUCCUAAUUAAUUAACCAAACUUGCUUUUAGUAUACUAUUGAUCUGUCACUUGAUGCCAGAUCUCA